This is a messenger RNA of Malassezia japonica, 789 nucleotides long. RefSeq lists its product as uncharacterized. Bases 1 to 789 code for a protein of 262 amino acids. Gene Ontology annotation, molecular function: protein binding. The record is from RefSeq and is a predicted model, not a curated record. The transcript has 4 exons. NCBI's taxonomy places the organism in Eukaryota, Fungi, Basidiomycota, Malasseziomycetes, Malasseziales, Malasseziaceae.
AUGAGCGAAGCGCACGGCGCACCGAUGGAAGAGCGGCCGCUCUCGACGCGUCUCGAGGAGGCCGAAACGCUCAAGACGCUCGGCAAUGACCAGUAUGGCAAGAAGAACUACUCGGUCGCGAUUACGCACUAUAUCGAUGCGAUUUCGCGCUUGCCUGCGCGUAUCGAUGAUGGCCAAGGCCAGGAGGGCGAAGAGGAGGAGGGCAACGAGGGUGGCGACCAAGGCGGCGCGUCGUCGGUGUCCAAGACCGAGGACGCCGAAGCAUCUACAUCUACGACGGAUGCACCGCCCAAAUCCACCGAGCCUACGCGCACUAUCACGCUCGAAGAGCACCUCCUCUCGGACGAGACGAUUCAGCUGCGCGUCAAGCUCUAUGCGAACCUUGCUGCGUGCCAUCUCAAGCUCGAACAAUAUGACGACACCAUCAAAGCAAGCACCGAAGUCCUGGCCGAAGAGCCCAACAAUGUCAAGGCGUUGCAUCGCCGUGCGGUCGCACAUGAAAAGCUCGGCGGCUGGGCGCACCUGAACUCGUCGCUCGAAGACUACAAGCGCCUUGAGAAGCUCGACCACGAAGGCUACGUCCCCACCGCCUUCCAGCCCGAGCUGAAAGCGUCGCUCGCGCGCCUGCCCCCUCUCGUCGCCGCCGAAGGCGAGCGGGAAAAGACAGAGAUGAUGGGCAAGCUCAAGACGCUCGGCAACAAUGUGCUGGGCUACUUUGGCCUGUCGACCGACAACUUCCAGAUGCAGCAGCAAAAAGACGGGGGAUACUCGUUGAAUUUUGUCAAGUAG